CCAUUCACAUGCACUCAAUGUGGGAAGAGUUUCAACCAAUCAUCAAACCUUAAUCACCACAUGAUGAUCCACACUGGAGCUAAACCAUUCACAUGCACUCAGUGUGGGAAGAGUUUCAACAGAUCAUCACACCUUAAUUAUCACAUGAGGAUCCACACUGGAGAGAAACCAUUCACAUGCACUCAGUGUGGGAAGAGUUUCAACCAAUCAUCAAACCUUAAUCACCACAUGAGGAUCCACACUGGAGCUAAACCAUUCACAUGCACUCAGUGUGGGAAGAGUUUCAACAGAUUAUCACACCUUAAUUAUCACAUGAUGAUCCACACUGGAGAGAAACCAUUUACAUGCACUCAGUGUGGGAAGACUUUUAACUGCUCAUCGCACCUUAAUCAACACAUGAAGAUCCACACUGGAGAGAAACCAUUCACAUGCACUCAGUGCGGGAAGAGUUUCAUCCAGUCAUCAUCCCUUAAUCAACACAUGAGGGUCCACACUGGAGAGAAACCAUUCACCUGCACUCAGUGUGGAAAGAGUUUCAACCAAUCAUCAAAUCUUAAUCUACACAUGAGAAUCCACACUGGAGAGAAACCAUUCACAUGCCCUCAGUGUGGGAAGAGUUUCAACGCCUUAUCACACCUUAAUCAACACAUGAUGAUUCACACUAGAAAGAAACCAUUCAAAUGCACUCAAUGUGGGAAAAGUUUUAACCGCUCAUCAGACCUUCAUCAACAUAUGAGGAUCCACACUGGAGAGAAACCAUUCACAUGCAACCAGUGUGAGAAGAGUUUUAACUGCUCAUCAAACCUUUAUAAACACAUGAAAAUCCACACUGGAGAGAAACCAUUCACAUGCAACCAGUGUGGGAAGAGUUUUAACUUUUCAUCAAACCUUCAUCGACACAUGAGGAUCCACACUGGAGAGAAACCAUUCACAUGCACUCAGUGUGGGAAGAGUUUUAACAUUUCAUCAAACUUUCAUCAACACAUGAGGAUCCACACUGGAGAGAAACCAUUCACAUGCAACCAGUGUGGGAAGAGUUUUAACUGCUUAUCACACCUUAAUCAACACAUGAUAAUCCACACUAGAAAUAAACCAUUCAAAUGCACUCAAUGUGGAAAAAGUUUUAGCCGCUCAUCAGACCUUUAUAAACACAUGAGAAUCCACACUGGAGAGAAACCAUUCACAUGCAGUCAGUGUGGGAAGUGUUUUAACUUUUCUUCAAACCUUAAUCGACACAUGAGG
Danio rerio (zebrafish) is the source of this 1242-nucleotide messenger RNA. The record is from RefSeq and is a predicted model, not a curated record. NCBI's taxonomy places the organism in Eukaryota, Metazoa, Chordata, Actinopteri, Cypriniformes, Danionidae.